Dromaius novaehollandiae (emu) is the source of this 2818-nucleotide messenger RNA. RefSeq names its product MARVEL domain containing 1 (gene MARVELD1). Gene Ontology annotation, biological process: myelination. Gene Ontology annotation, cellular component: membrane. The record is from RefSeq and is a predicted model, not a curated record. The transcript has a single exon. The coding region runs from base 219 to 746 and encodes 175 amino acids. Gene Ontology annotation, molecular function: structural constituent of myelin sheath. NCBI's taxonomy places the organism in Eukaryota, Metazoa, Chordata, Aves, Casuariiformes, Dromaiidae.
GCGCCCGCUGCCGGCCGCGGCGGCUGGCCCGGCCCUGGCGAGGCGCGCGGCGCGGCGGGAAGCAGAGGCGGGACAGGGGAGGGGAGGGGAGAGGCCCCGCUCGGGGAGGACCGUUAAGCGCCAGAUGUUUGGCAGCAGCGAGCAGCAGAAGUCGCUGCCGGGGCAGAGCGGGCCGUGAGCGCGCUCUCGCAGCGGAGCGGCGCAGCCAGGGCCCCGCCAUGGCCCGCACGGCUCCGCCGUCCGUGCCGCCCCCGCCGGGGCCGGCGGCCCGCGGCUCGCUGAGCCUCCACCGCGCCUACCUCCGCAGCCCGCUGGGCCUGCUGCGCCUGGGGCAGCUGGUGAUGGGCGCCGCCUUCUGGGUCACCGUGGCGGCUCACAAGUACGAGGGGGCGGCCCACUUCGCGCUCUUCGCCGCCGUCCUCGUCUGGCUCCUCACCCUGGCCCUCUUCGGGCUCAGCCUGCUGGGGCGCUGGGCGCUGGUGCCCUGGCUCGGCUCCCGCUGGCUCCUCACCAACCUGGUGCACGACCUGCUGCUGGGCGUGGGGCUCUACGCGGCUGCCACUGGCAUCAUGGGCUACAAGGCCGGACGCAAAAGCUACUGCAGCCUGCCUGGCUACAGCCAGCGCUGCCUCUAUGGCGCCUACCUGAGCGCCUCGGUCUGCGGGGGCAUCGCUGCCUGCCUGUACCUCUUCUCCGGGCUCUACUGCCUCUCACGGCGCUGCCGGGACCAGCGUGACAUCGUCUGAGACCCUGCGGCGCUCAGCUCCCCUUCUCCUCUCGCGUGGACGGACCGCAGCCCUUCUUCUGGACAAAGCGACCCUGCUGCCCCAUCCCCUCCUGGCUGACUGCACCGCGCUUCCUCCAGAGACUCCUGCACAGAUGGAUGGACAGACGGACAGAGGCCUUCCCUGGAGCACAGCUUCCCCUGUACCCUGCCAGGACAGCACGGACGCCCCCACCGCUGCACAGACGCCUCUCCUCCCCGAUGGAUGGAUGGAUGGAUGGACAAAGGCUAUCGCAAGCCAAAGGACUCAAGUAGAGACCCCCUAGGAGGGACCCCAGCUCCCGGGAGCCCCACGGUGUCCCCCGCCCAGCACCCCUGCCCCAGGCCUUGCAGAUGCCGUGCGCUCAGGUGGGUGCCAGCCCUGUCCCCGGGGUGGGGGGAGCCUGGGUCUGGGGGAGCUGAGCGAGCAGUUGCGGUCCACAGCGGGGCUGGGUAGGCACAGUCCCCAUGAGCCGCUCCCAGCUGCACGGUGUCGCCGCAGCUCCCAAAUGGAGGCUCUGGUCUCCGCUUCCCCAGCCUGGGCCCCUCCUCCUGUCUGGCCUGAACACGUCUGCAUCUUCCCGGGGCCCGCGGGGCCAAGCCUCUCCCUGCCCCGCGCUGUCCCGCGGCUGCCGAGAUGCCCCAGAUCCCAUGCCGGGCGCUGGGCCUGCAGCUGGCCCCAGUGUCGCCCUGGCCCCCGCCACGCUGUCCUGCCCGGGGGCCUGAGCCCCCGUGGGACAGCGGUGCCUUGUCGCCACCGGCGGCCAGCUCUCUCCGCUGCAGGGAGGAAGGAGACGAGCUGGGUGCAUAGUCUGGUCUGGGACAGGGGGAAAUCCCUCCGGGCCUGGGGUUCACGCUGUCCCGGGAUGGAGACCCCGGGGAGGAAGAGAGUUUUUGUCACCCCCGCCUGGUGCUCGCUGCCUCUGCCCUGUCUUUUGGGCUGGGUCUGCGUUGCCAGAGAGGGGCACAGGGAUGCUGCUUGCUCCCUUGUACCCCUGCAAGGAGUUUCGUGGCGCUGAUCCCACCUUACGCCGAGACCCGCUGCGCCUGUGAGCCUGGCCUCUGGCCUGGCUGCUCCAGCAGAGACGGGCACGGCCCCGUCGGCAGCCCGGGAGAUGGUGCGGCGGCCUUGCCUGCCGCCCUGCCUGCCUCUGCGGUGCUCGGUUUGGAUGUGGGGGCACAUGACGGGCUCCCGAGCACCCGUGGGGUCCGGGACUCGUCCCACUGCGGCACGGGGCGGCUGGGGCUGCUGUCCAGGCCCAGCCCGAAACUCCAGUUUACACUGAUCAUCCUGGAAAACUCUUGCCUGGGGACUCUGCGGCUGCACCUCGGGGGCCCUGCACUGGCUGGAGGCCGCGGCAGGGCGGAGGGAGGGAGGGGAGCCCACAGAGUGGAGGAGCCUCCCGCCUCUCCCGUGGUGACGCCAUGGCCCCGAGCCCAGGACGGGCGACCUGGGAGGCUGCUGGGACACCGCCAGGCUCUGAGAGCGGGAGCAGAGGGUGGCGGGACGCGGGGCCAGCCCUGGAGCAGCCUCUGCACCUCAGCAGGUGCCAAAUCCCACGGGCUCCGUUUGGGGCCGGCUGUGGGGAGCAGGAGCUCUGGGGCCAUGGAGGCUGGGAAUCAGUGCAGGAGCCCCACGCAGGGGUGGCUCUGGCCAUGCGUCCUCCUCGCUGCUGCCUGCUCAGGAUCAGGGUGGAGAGCAGCAGCGUGAUCCCCUCCGGGAUCGCGGGGCAUCUGGGGCUGGUGCUGGGUCACUGUCUCCCUCGGGAGGUGCUGUCCCAGCCUCGGAGGCCCCCGGACCACCUCCCCUUCCCUGGGCAGGACGUGCUGACCCUACCCCAUGUGUCAGGGCUGGUCCCGGACACGGCCUGCCCCUGGGUGCCCCCGAGCAGCCCAGCAUGGCUUGGGCUGCCCAGGACGCCCCCCAAACCCUGUGCUGCCACUAGUGCCUUCUCCCAGCUCCCCAGCCCUGCCUGUCGCGCCCGGCUCUGUCCCGCUCCAGCCCCUUCGCUGGUGUCUAUAAAUUCAUCUUCCGAAUAAAGCAACGUUGGCGCA